Messenger RNA from Eupeodes corollae, 1555 nucleotides. Its product is annotated as alpha-2-macroglobulin receptor-associated protein-like. Gene Ontology annotation, biological process: regulation of receptor-mediated endocytosis. Gene Ontology annotation, cellular component: endomembrane system; endoplasmic reticulum. The transcript has 5 exons. Lineage: Eukaryota; Metazoa; Arthropoda; Insecta; Diptera; Syrphidae. Gene Ontology annotation, molecular function: low-density lipoprotein particle receptor binding; heparin binding; receptor antagonist activity. The coding region runs from base 279 to 1412 and encodes 377 amino acids. The record is from RefSeq and is a predicted model, not a curated record.
GUCGGAUCGCCAUCGCCAAGUGUUUUAAUAAAAGUUUAAUUAACAAAAGAUAAAGAUAGUUUCUAAUAUUUUACUCGAAUUCAUAUCAAUUUUAUUAAUAUAACUUUUUUAAAUUCCAUUAAUAUCCACAAAAUAAAAUACUCUCCUAAGCAAAUGAAUUAAGUGCAAAGCAUUUUUGUAUGAACUAUUUUUUACGAAACAUCGGCAAGUCUUUCCGGUCGCUCAUAUCUCUUUAAGAGUUCAUAAGUCACCAACUACUAGUUCUUGGUUCCAUUAAAAUGAUAGGGACAAUGUUAUUUCCAAAAAUAGUUUUCGUGUUUUUAACAUUACUUCUGAUAGUACAGACAAAUGGAGAUAGUAAAAAACAAAGCCGGAAGUAUUCCAAAGAAGCAAAUGCUCCAUAUUUUACAACGGAAAGCUAUGAUCCAGAUUUUAGGAAUCUUCAGCGACCUUUUCGAAUGUCCAAAUUGAAUUUGGUUUGGACCAAGGCUCAACAAAGGUUAACUGAACCAAAACUAAAAUCUUUAUACAUGGAAUUAAAAAUCCAGGAUAAAGAAGAAAUCGGAUGGAAGCAGCUCAAUUCACAGCACAAAGACAAAGAAGGUCUGAAAGCCGCAGAGCUGAGACAAAAACUUAUCGGCAUAAUGAGUAGCUAUGAUUUGUUGGAACAUUUUGAAGAAACACAAGAUGCCACUAAGACUAAACCCUACAAGAAAUUCCACUAUUCAGAAGAUUACAUAAACAAGAGUUUGUUCAAAGACAAGAAACUUAACAAGCUGUGGGAGAAAGCUGAACUGUCCGGAUUCUCACCAGAAGAGCUAAAAACUCUCAAAGAAGAAUUCUUGCAUCAUCAAGAUAAAGUCGAUAUGUACUACAGUCUGCUGGAGAAUGUUGGAUCUAUGCCUACAAAGGCUGAUAUACACGAAAAUGCAAUCGAUGAAGAAAUGGACAUUUUAAACACCAUCCCCGGCGACAAUGACAAUGAAAUCAGAACGCCAGCAAUGGAGACAAACGUUUUCCACAACAAUAUUAAUCAAUUGCGUGACAGUCAUCGUGGUAUUAAAGAUCAUUAUGAUCGCUUGGAACGUAUGGUAUCAAGUGGACCACAUAGUCAAGACUUUAUCGAACCGAAAGUGCAAGGACUUUGGCGUGUUGCCAUGUCUAGUAAUUUUUCCGAGAAAGAAUUGGAUUCCAUCAAAAGUGAGUUGCAUCAUUUUGAGAGCAGGCUUCUUAAAUUGAGGCACUUACAUGCUGAACAUGCCUUACAAAAGCACAAAUAUAAGAAUGAAAAACAGCAAGAUAAAUAUGAUCGUUUUGAUGAAAUGGAGGAUCACAUUAAAAAGCAAACCAGAAAAGUCGAAAAAAUCCAAGAAAACAUCGAGGGUCAGAUAUUUCGACACACAGAACUUUAAAGAAGCUCAAGUCUCAAAAAAUAAUGUUGUGAACAAAAAUAACUAUGUAUAAUCGAAUAUUAAAUAUUUCUGUAAGCCAUUGUGUAUGUAGUAGAUUAGGGAAAAAUAAAAAUAACACAAUUUGUGUAUGUUUACUAAUAUAA